CUAUUUAUUACACGAUUUUUUGAUUUCGACUACUUUUAUUAAGAAAAAUCUUAGGAUAGUCGUUUACGGAAUAUUUAACGAGGAUUGAUCGCAAUUACAAUGCAAUUGAUCAAGUAAUUCGAAUAAUUCGUACUCAGUACAUUGUGGAAUGUGCGAGGAGGAGCUACUGUGUUACGCAGCUCUGCAUGAUGCCACCCGAAAAAUACGUAAUAAACAUGAAAAAUUCGUGUCUUACGCAUUAUCGGAUUAACAUUUUACCGCUUGACAUAAGAUAUGAACUGUUUUACGGGGAUACAUUCACGGUUAAACGAUUUAAAACCGUAUUUCUUAUUUUUACUCGGUAGCAUGUAUACGUGGCAACAGGGCAAAGUGGUCGAGUGCUCUGUCACUUCCUAGUCAAAAGAAAUUCUUCGGGCACAAACAAUAAUAUAUUUACACUGUUUAAGUAGUGAAACACGGUGUAACUCUGAAAGAGUGCUCUCCGAUAUACAUCUGAUAUAUUUAACUGUCCGUCGAAGUAUCGGCAGAGAAUCUUUUUCUGUGUAAAUUAUCGCAUCAGCAAGCGUCGGUUUAUAUAUUACAUGUGCAACCUGUGUUAAACACUUCAUGCUUGGUAUUUUACGAACAUAUCUGGAAAAGAAUGCAAUUUGAAACCAAUUAAGAGGAUGUCGUGCAUUAAUUGAUCGAUUAAUCGACGCAGGACGAAUAUAUGUGUACAUCUUUGUACGAAUGAAUAUGUAAACAUAUACAUGUACAUUUUUGCAUACAUCCGCAAAGUGUUGGAAUUUAAAGCGUGAACCAAUUGUUUGCGUACAUUGUAUUUGCUGAAAUAUUUAUGGCUUACAUAAAUACAAUAAGCUAAUGUAUGCUGUGUCACAUCCAUUAUUUAUAUGGUAUUUUGUUCAUUGGCACAUUGUACGUAUUAUGAAGAUUACCUGAUGAAAGAACAUUGCGGACCAAGAACAGAAAGCAGCAAGUAUAGUGCUGCUAAUGGUGCUUUGGCACUGUUAUUGUUGUCCUCCUAACAACACGAUGGAGGAACCAGCGAAGAAAAAACAACGCAUUGAAAAUAAUGAUGUCGAGAGGAAUACGUUAUCGGAUAUCGAGCAGCUUCAGAAUAGCCUGUUGGCACAAUGCUUAUGUAACAUACCUGAGAGCAGUUUGCGCAAACCGUUCACUAGUGCUACUGUGGAAGCAGCUGAUGGCAGUUUUCGAUCUUCGUUAUUAUCAGAGUGGGGACCUGAUCAAACUUUAGAAUUUCUAAGCGCUUUACAGCUUCUGUUUGAUUUGGCUAUCAAGCAAAACACCAGAGGUUUAAUGUGUAGAAGAGUGGUAGAUGUUUGUGAUGCGCUGGCGCGAAACGAGCAUGGCAUUAUAGAUCAAAUAAUUGACCUAUCGUGUACAACAAACAAAUUCAUAUCGUUUACUGCUAGUAGAGUUCUCGCAUCUUUUUUUAUUGUAACAAAGGAAAAUAUUGAUACGGCUUGGUUAGAGAGACUUACGCAAUCUUUGGUGAAUACUCAUUCUCCAAGUCAAAUGUUGUUCACUUUGGAUGUUGUAAAAAGAGUUGUAGAGCAUAAGGACUGCAGUGUUCAUCCCCUUGAGGAUACAGAUAGUAUAACACAACCAACACAUUGUAAUACGAUAACAAUUUCAGAUGCAGAAAGUUUUGAUAGUACACCAGUAAAAGCGAUGUGCGUGAAAGCAUUAGAAUCUAAAUGGACUAUAUUAGUAUCAAAAUUCGAUGCCAUUCUGAGCUCGUACACACCUCAACACGAAUCAGCUGUUAUCACAUUUCUUGAUUUGUGGGAGUCAAUUAUUUCCGUAAAAGCUAAUUUGUCUGUCAUUGACACCAAGCUUUUUUAUUCUCAGUUAGAUAAUCUGGUUGUACUUUUGAAUGCCAAUGUUCCUGGUGUGAUUUGGAGACAUCUACUUGGAUUAUUUAACGAAGUAUUAUGUUAUGGAAGCACAUUGGCAUUGCAAGAUGUACUUCCAGACGAGCCUUGCUCUCUUGCACACUUCAUUGUGCGUGCCGUAAAAGAUUGGAGAUUAUUAGAUGCUUUACCAUAUCGACAUGGUUCUGGAAGAUUUGGAGGAGGUUCAGGAGAAGGUGAUCGUCCUCUUUUGCAAAAGAUCGUGCUUUUAGUUCUAAAAGGUGUUGCCGUGACUGUUAAAGAGACACGAAGCGAUUCUAGUGACUCCUCCCUGGGUUCUGAAGCAGAGGAUCUUGAUGCUGAUAUGGCAGUUAUUGAAAGAAGCAUAAGAGAAGUUUUACGACAACUGGAUCAGUGUGUAAAAACAUUAAUGCCAUUUCAUCCUGAAAUGCCUUUAUCCCAGUGGGUUGUACAAAUGUUCCAUGAUCAAGAUGACUUUCUGAUUGAAGGAAUGGUGUGUUGUUUGGAUGUAGCUGUUGGCCUAUUUUAUAGAGGACCUCCACAAAACGAUCUUGGUCACAUGCUCAGUCCAACUCUAACUUUUAUUCAAUUUGUACAUGCUGUAUCACAUGAUCCAGACGUUCUUCUAGAUUUACUCGUUAGCAACGAAACCUGUUUCUUAUUAUACUUAUUGAGAUUCUUGAAAUAUGUUAAAAGAAACUGGACAGAGUUUGUCUCUUGUUGUGGAAGAGAGCUAGACAACACCAUGACAAUAUUGAUAAGACUUCGUUUAGCAAUUGAUAGAUUAGUAUCUAAGGCUUUGUUUCCUUAUAACAUAAAUCCAGUUCUACGUUUGUUAGAAAAAUGUGAGUCCUUCUAUGAAGGCAAUAUAGAGAAUUAAUUAUUCGAUUGUAUGAUAAGCGUGAAAUUCAAAAUUCAGGUUUUUUAGAUUGAUAUGUACAAACUGUAAGAAUACAAAAAUUUGUCAACUGACCGAUUUUAUCAGUCAGAAAAUAUUACAAAAUUGUACAGCCUCGUUAACUUCAUUUUGAAAAAAUGACUGAAUUAAGCUACUGACUUGUGUAAUAUUGAAUAUGUAGAUUAAUAUUAUAGAAAUGAAAGAAAAACAUUUUUAUUUAUUAUAUUUAGCAAAAUUGUUUUCAUUCAGAAAUAUUAUUGAAUUUCUACCGACAAAAAUUAAUAUUUUGCAUUUCAUGGUUGAAGUAUAAAUGGGUUGAAGUAGUACAAAAGUUAGCUAAAAUUACAUGCUUCACGAUGAAAUUGCACUUUUAUGGUGCUAUGAAAAUUUAUUUGCCAAAGCACCAUUGGAAGUAAAUUUAAAUGUAUAUUAGAAUAAUAUUUAUGUGUAUACAUCUAACUAAAUGUACAAGUUGCCAGUCAAUUAGAGUCCUGUAAACUGAAUUCUGAUGUGCACAAUAAUAUGUAUUAAAUAGGUUUUUGUGUACAUUAUUUUAUUAUAUUUUAAGAGACAUAUGUAACUUUUGAAAAACUUUUACAAAAACUCACAAUGCUUACGGAAGUUUUCAAUUUCUGUAUUAUAAAAGUGCAGGGUAUUAAAUUAUAAAAUUGCUUUUUCAAUGUUAUGCUGAAGAUACUAGUAAAAUAUCUAAUUUUAUCAUUUGUUAACAAAAUCUAUAAAUAAAUUUGUCACAUUUUUUUAUUUUGUCCAUGUACUUAAAAGCAGGUGUAAAAUUCAAUAAUGUUUAUUAAGAUGAAACAUGUCAUAUUUGUAUGAUUUAUUAACAUUGUAUAAACAAUAUUGUAUAAUAUUGGAAAUAUAUAAAUGUAAAAUUACUGGCGAUGAUUACGAGAAUCAUUGGCAUUUAAAGUUAUGCCAGUAUUAAUAAAUUAUUUAAUCCAAAUGGCAAUAAUUACUUCUAUGUCGGAAGUUCAGAAAACAAUAUUUACCACGACUAUUUCGAUAUAUUUCAUCGAAUUAAAAUAUUUGUACAUAACGAUUGUAAUGUUAAUUAUCCAUUAGUUUAAGAUUAACUUUGUAAGUAUGAUACACGUAAUACACUAAAAAUCUACAUAUUUUUACUUUUAUAA
Messenger RNA from Hylaeus volcanicus, 3944 nucleotides. It is a transcript of the gene lin, whose product is annotated as protein lines. NCBI's taxonomy places the organism in Eukaryota, Metazoa, Arthropoda, Insecta, Hymenoptera, Colletidae. The transcript has 2 exons. The record is from RefSeq and is a predicted model, not a curated record. Bases 991 to 2775 code for a protein of 594 amino acids.